Messenger RNA from Eriocheir sinensis (Chinese mitten crab), 729 nucleotides. RefSeq lists its product as uncharacterized. The record is from RefSeq and is a predicted model, not a curated record. The transcript has 3 exons. NCBI's taxonomy places the organism in Eukaryota, Metazoa, Arthropoda, Malacostraca, Decapoda, Varunidae. The coding region runs from base 323 to 661 and encodes 112 amino acids.
UGGAUUCAAACCCACAUUGUUCAGAACAUGGCGAAUGCGGGACUUGCUCACAAACCACUCAGCCACCGCCUCCUCAAGUUAGUUUCAACAUAUGAAUUUCUCACGCGUGGGUACCCUGUACACUGUACCAGGCUCAUGAGUGAGACUUCGAAGUGAAGUGGUUAAACACAAGUUUCAUUGGUACCUAAUGUUUUACAUGUGGCUUUGAACCUGUGCAAUUUGGACUGACAGUUUUGGUGUUGGACAUCUGUCCAGCAGCACCAUAUAGUGGCUCCCAUAGCUUAGUAACUUUAUUGUCUUUGAAGGAUGUUCUUUGAUAUGUAUGAAUUUUCUUCCUCAGAACAUCAUGGCAGCAAUGUUUACUUCUCCAUGCAGAGUGCUCUCUUCCAUCAGACUUGCAAGAUGCAUUUGUAACACCUCUGUUUCUUUCACAGGGUACCUGGAGUCGCCUUCGGAGAGGCUUUUGCUCACGAGCCCCAACGCCGUGACGUCGCUUCCUGCCACGACGGUGAUAUGUGCGGGUAAAGGAAUUCGAGGUUCUGUAAAGGGCCUUGGCUUACGAGAGAAGGAACUGCAGGAGCUGGAAGCAGAAGACUUGGAGAACAUGACUGAGGCCUCUCUUGACAGCUUCAAUCAGGAGGCUGCCAACAUUGAAGGGUAAGAUAGGAAAACAUUAUCCUACUGCUGAAUGGACUUGAAGUCGAAUAAAAAUGGCAGAUGUGGACGGUA